AAAUUCUAUUAAACACUUUUGCGCGAAUGCAACCCUUCASUAGCAAUUAACUAAUCAGCUCAACUAGCAUGUAAAACGCGUAUGACUUGUGACAGCAUUGUAUGGUGAUAAAGAAAAUUUUGUGGUUGCGCAUGUGAAAUUUCUUAGCGUUACGUAUGCAUAUUUCACGAAUAACUUUCUGGACAAUUGGUUUUCUUUCGAAAUUUGAAUUUGAAUUGCAUGUAAAGAAUAGCGGAAGUAGCACAACGCAACGGACAUUGUGCAUUACAGCGGAUGCAUUUAAGGCAAAACAAGGAAAUUGUGAGCUGAAAAAUCAAUGAAAUGCUGCAAACUGGCGCAACCGUCAACGGACCAGCAAUAAUGAUGAACCAAUUACCGACGCCCAUGGGUCCGCAAACGCCAACGCAGGCUGCAGCAGAGCAACCCAACAACCAACGGCGCAUUGCGGAACCUCUGCAUAUCCAACGGCUGGAGGCGGCUUUAAAUAUGCGACCUUUCAUGGAACACGCAAAAAAGGUGUUAUCACAACCGCUCAGCAGUGGUGAUGAUUCUAACGCUACAGAAGAAGAACAACAAGGCGCGGGCGUUACGGACAAUUCUGAUGAUGAGGGUGGUGGUGCACGCAAAAAACGCACCCGGCGACUUGGUACCAAAGAAGAGCGCCAAAGUGUCAAAACGCAUUUAUUCAACUUCAAUGACAUUACAAAUGAAAGGGAGUGGCUGUACGACGUGCUGCUCAGCGAUACUGAUACUGAGACGGAAAUAAGUGACGAAGAUGAUUAUGUAAAAGAAUUACUGAAAACACAUAUAUUCGAACAGAGACAUCGCGAAAACUUCUAUAAAAAGACAACGAAUACUCAAUACGCAUAUUACGGUGCUGGUGUGCUCUCCAACCAUGACAUGUUUCCCGAACAUCAACAAUCUAUAGUAGGCGUGCGUAAACGUAGGCGGCGCACUAAGAAGGAGAAGCCCAUAAAACCGCCGAAGUUGCCGAAAGAGCCCAAAAUGCGUAAGCCACGCAAACCAAAAGUCGAACAACCUGAGCCUGGWGAAAUCCCACCGUCCGAAUUGAAUAAUUAUGCCUUUGGUGACACUUCCGCAGUUAAUGAUGAGGAUGACAAUAUAACCGAUGAGUUGGAUAGCACUUUAGAUGCCAACCUAUCACUACUACCACCGAGUGGUGUGCCACAUAGCGGACGUGGACGUCGUCGUAAGAGUCAGCAAGCACGUACACCCGAAGUAAUGGCAGCACGGCGACGWCGUGUCUGGCAAUUGAUGGCCAAAAAGGAGCUUGGUCGCUGUCAGCGCGGCAAGGCCAACAAUCACAARGAAGUGCUGCAAAAUUGCAAACGUGUGGCCACUAUGUGCUCGAAGGUUGUGCGCCAACGCGCUAUGAUUUCACAAAAAGUCAUGAAGGAGACCGUGUGGCGCGCCAAACGACUCACGCGCGAAAUGAUGGGCUACUGGAAGCGCUAUGAGCGUGUGGAGCGCGAUACGCGUCGGCGCAUGGAACGCGAAGCCGAGGAGCAGCGCAAGAUGGAUGUUGAAAUCAUAGAGGCCAAGCGGCAGCAAAGAAAACUAAACUUCCUCAUCACACAAACGGAGCUUUACGCGCAUUUUAUGUCGAAAAAGUUGGGUCAGGGCACUGAAGAGGAGCAACUGCGUAUACUAAAUCAAUUGGAUGAGGAGAUCAAUCCGCGUUUAGCCGCUUACGACGACUAUGAUGCUGAUCACUACAARUCGUUGGCGCAGAAGAACGCUGAACUGGCUUUCUCUGCUGAUCGCGAUAAGACGCGGCGUUUCGAUGUGGCGGCGCAUUUGAAGCAGGAGAACGAGUCUGCAGACAGCAGUGCCAUGGAGAAAAUUAAAAAAGAAGAGGAUGAAACGGAGUCGUCAGUGCCAGUGACACCGGCAAAGGCCGAUGUGCCGCAGCCUGAAAUGUUUAAAGGCACACUCAAGACCUAUCAAAUUAAGGGUGUAACCUGGCUCGCUAAUCUCUAUGAYCAGGGCAUUAGCGGCAUACUCGCCGACGAGAUGGGUCUCGGCAAAACUGUGCAGUCAAUUGCAUUUCUUUGCCAUGUGGCCGAGCGCUACGGUGUUUGGGGUCCAUUUCUAAUCAUCUCGCCGGCGUCGACGCUGCACAACUGGCAGCAGGAGAUGCAACGUUUCGUGCCGGACUUCAAUGUCGUGCCCUAUUGGGGUUCGCCGAAUGAGCGCAAAAUUCUGCGUCAAUUUUGGGAGCAAAAGGAUCUGCACACGCGUGACGCCAGCUUUCAUGUGGUCAUCACAUCGUAUCAACUGAUCGUAUCCGACUACAAAUACUUCAAUCGAAUUAAGUGGCAAUACAUGGUGUUGGACGAGGCACAGGCCAUAAAGAGCGCCUCCUCGAUGCGCUGGAAGCUGUUGCUCGGCUUCAAUUGCCGCAAUCGGCUGCUGCUCAGCGGUACGCCCAUACAAAACAGCAUGGCUGAGCUGUGGGCGCUCUUGCAUUUCAUUAUGCCCACACUCUUCGACUCGCACGAUGAGUUCAACGAAUGGUUCUCGAAGGAUAUUGAGUCGCAUGCGGAGAAUAAGACGGGCAUCGAUGAGAAGCAAAUAUCACGUCUGCAUAUGAUACUCAAACCAUUCAUGUUGCGACGCAUCAAAAAGGAUGUGGAGAAUGAGCUCUCCGAUAAGAUUGAGAUUAUGGUCUACUGCCCGCUGACCAUACGMCAGAAACUGCUYUACAUGGCGUUAAAGAAGAAAAUACGCAUCGAGGAUUUGUUGCAUUUCACUGGAGGUGGCGCGGGUAGCGCCGGUGAUGGUCAUCAUUUCGAUAAGAAUUUCACAUCAAAUCUCAUGAACUUGGUCAUGCAGUUCCGUAAGGUAUGCAACCAUCCCGAGCUCUUCGAGCGACGCGACGCGAAAAGUCCGUUUGCCAUGCGCUGUGAGGAGUAUGUGCUGCCGCGUUUGGUCUACUCCGAAUGCUUGCUGCAACGCGCYUUACCCAGCAAGCGGCAUUUGCUGUUCAAUAGUUACUCCAUCUUCAAGGCGGCUUAUAUGCAUAGAACGCUCUUCAGUGAACCGCAUUCCGGUGGUACCAAAAAGACCAGUGAGCACUAUGCGCGCUAUGUGGACUUGAAUGCCAGCGACAGUUGCUGUUUCAGUUUCGCGCGUUUGUGCGAUCUCUCGCCGCGUGAUUUGGAGGAUGUUACCAUCAACGGACUGAUUACCUGCAUACUUCACUAUCGCCGCCGAUUGCUGCAAUAUGCUUUGCUCGCCUACCGCCGUCAAUGGUGGCCACAUCAUAAGUCCACGCGCUUUCAGCUCUUGGAACCGACGYUGGAGCAAUCGCUGCAGCCUAGUUUUAUGUUGCAACAAAGUGUUUUGCGYAAUUUCCUCUUCACUGGUGUGACGAGCCGUGAGAGCACCAUUUAUGCCUUCGGGGGUUACAAAACGGUGAAUAUACAGGAAACGAUCGAACACCGUGUUAUACGCAGCAAACGCAUUGGUGAUCCGACGCAAAAAAUGSMGCACAUGCGUUUCAAUGAAGAUYUGGACAUAAAAACGGAAUAUGAUUUGGAGAGCAGGGUAGACGGCAGCAGCACGCCAGCCAAGUCACAUAAGUCCACAUCGAAGCAUAAAGAUGAUGUCAGUGGCAACGCYAAGUUGCUGCCCGAAUUUCCGCACGUGCCACGCACACCCACCGUAUACCAGUGCGAGGCGCUCGAAAUGCCGCGYUUUCUCUACGGACUCAGUCAGCGCGUACAGGCCGUCAAGCGAAACUUAUAUUGUGAGAGCCGCGACGCUGCUUGGGCUCAAAUACGCCACCUACAGUGUGAGAACGCCGUAGGUUUGCAGUUGGUAAACACUGCGCUGGAGCUGUGUCGCCCGCGCUAUGGCUGGUCGUCGAUUGUUGUGCCGGAUAAGCAAACGCUCGUGUCCGAUGCCGGCAAACUGGCGGUGCUGGAUAGCUUGYUGACGCGCCUCAAAGCGCAGGGUCACCGUGUGCUUAUCUACUCACAAAUGACGAAAAUGAUUGAUUUGUUGGAGGAGUACAUGUGGCAUCGCAAACACCGCUACAUGCGCCUGGAUGGUUCGAGUAAGAUUUCGGCGCGUCGUGACAUGGUGGCCGAUUUCCAGACGAGAGAAGAUAUUUUUGUUUUUCUACUAUCCACACGCGCUGGCGGUUUGGGUAUUAAUUUAACGGCAGCGGAUACGGUGAUUUUCUAUGACUCCGACUGGAAUCCGACCGUCGAUCAACAGGCUAUGGAUCGUGCGCAUCGCCUUGGACAAACCAAACAGGUGACCGUUUACCGACUAAUCUGCAAGGGCACCAUUGAAGAGCGCAUCUUGCAGCGUGCACGCGAGAAGAGCGAGAUUCAACGUAUGGUCAUAAGUGGUGGCAACUUCAAACCCGACACUCUCAAGCCAAAGGAAGUGGUCUCAUUGUUGCUGGAUGAUGAAGAAAUUGAACUGAAGUAUCGCCAAAAAGUUGGUCCGGAUGCACCGUCCACCAGCCAAAAUAGAGAUGUACCCGGUGUAAGCAACGAUAAGAAACGCCAACGCAAUCCAAAUAAGCAAUCGCAACCAGGUGGCAUCACCAUACCGGCAACAGGUAGCGGCAUUGAAUCCGGCAUACGUGGCGACUCACCGGCCAUGAAGCGCCCGAAACUGGAUGCCAGCGGCACAAAUGAUGAUGACUCCAUCGAUGUGGCUGCCACAUCGGGCACCUCGAGUCCGAGCACCAGCGCUGCCACAGCAACGGGCGGCAAUAUGGAACCAUUUGUGCCCGGCGCCACCACCGUUAUGCACCACGACGACUCCGAUAACGAGGCGCUGAUCGUGGACUGCGAGAGUCCGUUGCAUGGUGCCGAAUCGCCCACGCUCUUUGGUGACUAUGGCAAUAUUGGACGCAUUCGUCGGCGCCAUCAUCCGCGUGGCACGAAACGUGGUCGGCCACGUGGCAGCACCAGGCGUGGCGGCGGCAAUGGCUCUAUGGGACGUUCAAUUUCAUCACCGGGUAAUGCAAAUGUAACAAUGCCCGGYACGCCAGGUGGAGAAGAUGGCGCGCACGCACCGUUACUCACGAAUUUAGGCGCUGCCGAAACCAGCUUCACCUCCACCGUGCCAACACCGGUGAAACGCGGUCCUGGACGUCCACGGCUCAAGACAGCCGGCCCGACAUAUGUGGGUACACGCGGCGCCCCACGCACACGCAAGCCCAUCGGUCCGUUGGUCGUGCCACUCGGCCACAGUCCCGGCGCCACACCAAUGACACGCAGCCCAGCUGUUAGCCGCGCACCAAGUCCCAGCUUUUCGGAACGCAGCAGCUACAGCACCACGGGUGCUGGCAUUAGCACGUCACAAACUAGUGGCAGCAGUGGCGCAACUAACAGGGAUGUGGGCAGCAGCUGAGCGCCGGCUCUCAACUAGUUUCAUUUAUAUUAAGAAGUUUAUUUAACAAACCACUAAUUAAUUUAUUACACACACAAACACAACCACAUACAUAAACAAUUUUUCAUUUUUAUAUUUUAUAUCCUUUUUGCUGAUACUUGGAUUGUGCUUUUAUUAUUUUAAGUCCAACAGUGUUCAUUACGCAUUAUUCACUAAUUAAGAAAAAAUUUCAAAAAUAUUUAUAAUAAUGUAUUAAUAGUAUUUUAAGCUGCAUUAUUGAAAAUAAUUGCAUAAAGU
Bactrocera latifrons is the source of this 5673-nucleotide messenger RNA. It is a transcript of the gene Ino80, whose product is annotated as putative DNA helicase Ino80. Lineage: Eukaryota; Metazoa; Arthropoda; Insecta; Diptera; Tephritidae. Gene Ontology annotation, cellular component: Ino80 complex; nucleus. Bases 322 to 5397 code for a protein of 1691 amino acids. Gene Ontology annotation, biological process: chromatin remodeling; DNA-templated transcription; DNA repair. Gene Ontology annotation, molecular function: histone binding; ATP-dependent chromatin remodeler activity; ATP hydrolysis activity. The record is from RefSeq and is a predicted model, not a curated record. The transcript has 17 exons.